Paramecium pentaurelia is the source of this 1228-nucleotide messenger RNA. Lineage: Eukaryota; Ciliophora; Oligohymenophorea; Peniculida; Parameciidae. The record is from the annotation of a GenBank genome assembly.
AUGUUUGAAUUUAAUUAAUUAGAGAAUGUUCAAUUAAGAAAGCACAGUGAACUUCAUUAAAUAUAUUAUUUAGAUUGUGAUCUUAUUGUAAUGCUUGUAAAUUUUAAUACUACUUAUUAUUUUGAUGUAAUAUAACUAUAACUUAAAGUCAGUCGUAAAUUAAUGUAAUAUUUCCUAUAAUAAUUAUAUUAGAAAAAUUGAUUGUAUUCCUGUUUUUGCAUUUAUAUGUGGUAAAUCUAAUAUAGGUUUUGCCCAUUAUGAUUAAAAAGGUACUCUUAUAAUUGAAUCAUUUGAUUUUCUCUAAAUGAAUAAAGUAAAAACAAAUCUUUAGUUUAUGAAAACUUUACCAAACUUUUUAUCCUAUUAUUUUAAAAUAACCUAAUUAUGUAUGUUAUUAUUACAUAAUGAAAAUGGUUCAAUUAUUUGUUAUUUUUUUAAUAGUAAUUUAGAAAUUAAGUCUUAUUUUCAUCUCCUAGAUAAAUCAAGAAAUUAACACUUAUAAUAAAUUUUUCAAUUAAAUUAACAUAACUAUAUUAUAUCUUUAUAUUUAGAAAAUGAUUUAGAAAUACUAUCAGAAAUAAAUUCGUAAGGAAUUUAAUCAAACUUAAAAUCAAAGUAUUUAAAUGGUUAGAAUUCUUUAAAUGGAUGUGCUUAAUCAAAUAAAUAAAUAAUAUUAGCUUUUACUCCAAAAAAAGAUUCAAAUUCUUUUAUAGAAUUUAUUGAUUAAUAAAAUGAAUCAGUAAGAAUUAUUGAAAUCAAUUAUUUUAAUUAUAUUAUAAGUAUAGAAUAAAUAUUGAAUGUAAAUGAUUUAUAUGUUUGGUGUAAAAUUUCAACUUAAUCCGAAGAUGAAAUUGAAUAAAUAUGUUUAUUUGAUAUUAAUACAUUUGAGCUUGUUUCAAGAAAGAUUUAUCCAGAUUAUAUGUUAGAUAUUUAAUGUAAUGAAUCAAUCAUGAUAGAAACUUAAAUGAAUUUAUUUGAUAGAAUAAAUUGUUUACAAAAUAAUCAUGAAAUACUAUUAAAUUAAGAAUAAGAUAUUUAAAAUUAAUAUGAAUUCAAUGAUUUUGAUGAGUUCUCAGAAAUCACUAUAUUUUAUAAUCUUAAUCCUAUUUAUUAAACAAUAAAAAUUAUGAAAUAUUUAGAAUUUGAAGAAUACAUUGUUGAAUUAACUGCAAGAAAACUUAAUCAAACUUCCAAUAAUCUUAAAAAGUAAUUAUUUGAUUUUAAUUGA